AUGCCUGGUGUGACGAACCCAGUGACUAUGCCUUUGAUUGGAGCGACGAGCCCCAUGCCUUCAAUGCCUGUGAUGCCACCUGGAUCAGGACAAGUGCCUCAAGUUCCUUUGGCGCAGUUUGGCAGCCCUUCUUCCUUAGGAAUGUUCGGGAAUUUCACCAAUGUUUCACAUCAGAUGGGAUCGCAAAUGGGAUACCCAAAUGAAAGUAAUGCCCCUCAAAGCCAAACCAUGAGCGGCAACCAGCAUUUUUGCGGCAGCCGCGAACUCUGGAGGGUGCUCUCAGCAGAACUCAUGUCCUGGACCAUGCAAUGCACCCACAACAGCGACUUCAGCUUUGGUUUUCUGGAUCAGACUGCAGGGCCUUCAGCAAGUCCCCAAGUAAGCAGUGCCUUCGAGAUGCUUGGAAAGUCUCCUGCGACUGCCACUCAAGUGAACGAUCGCAAACUUAUCCCAAGCUGGAAUGGCAAUGUGGAAACUUUGCGUGCUUGGUUGCAGCUUUCCUUGUGGGAGCUGGACAACAACUUGCCGAAAAGCCGAUGGGGUCUGAAGCUUAUGCAGUCCUUCGCAGAAGGAUCAGCUCCGAGGAAGAUAGCUGAGACGAUCGACAUCCCGACCUUGACAUCGGAUGCUGGCUACGGCGCGAUUCUCUCAGCAAUCUUGGCCAAGUACUCUCCCUUCCUAGAAGCUGCCGGUCCUGCUAUGGCAGUGAAGUACAGCUCCAUGUUGACGUUUGAGCAAGUGGCCAAUGCACUUCGACCACUUGAUCGCCCUGAAGCUUUGGUGACAAAGGCUUCCAAAACUUAUGCAGUUGUGAGAUCGGAAGAUGAAACUGAAGGUUAUGAGGAAGCUGAAGGAGAAGACGAUGAAGAAGAGCUUCAACAUGAUGAGGAGGAUUCUGGACCAGAGAGUGAUGGCAAUGGUAGUCUGGCCUACUUGAUGUUCGACACCAACGAGGAGUUCACCGAAGAGGAAGCAGCCUACAUCUAUGCCUACAACUCGGCAUACAAAGAUGUGAGACGUGAACUUCAAGCCAGAAAGAAAGGACGACAGUUCUUCAAGCCUCGUGGUGGAGUCAUCAAGAAGGGCAAGAACAAAGGUAACAAAGGACAGUCAAACGGAAAGGGAAGUUCAAACUCUUUCCAAAGUGGCCAAGGACGUGGAAAAGGAUCACGAGGAACUCCUGAGGAGCCCAUGGCGAAAACAAGAUGUUUUUCUUGCUUCCAGCUUGGCCACAUGUCUCGUGAGUGCCCCAACCGGCGUGAAGAGUCUGCAAGCAACUUCUUUGUCUGCCAAGGUAGUUCAGGUGUCCUCCAAAACAGAACCUAUGUCACCAUUCUGAACUUUGUCAACAUCUCCGAGACUAAGGAGCAGAAAGGUCUACAGGGACAUGCGCUGGCAUUGGUGGAAGCGCAAAGAUUGUCGGAGUUAUUCGACAUUCCUGUUGGUGUUGCCAAAACCAAUGGAUUGCUGAGGGUGACUGAGAUUUCUGACGAGGGUGCGUUCAAGACACCUUUCCUGCUGCCCAUCUCAUACAUUGAAUUGGUGGGAGCGGCCAUUGACACCAACACUGAGCAGUUCAUUUUGCGAAGUGGCCGAAGCACUCCAGUGAAACGACAGCUUCGAGAAGAGCUCAACCUCAAAGAUGGUAACCCUUUUGCCCUGCCAAAGAAGCACAUGCGAAAGAAUGUCUCUUUGCGACAGCAACCAGGUGUUGCGGCGUGGCUGAAAACAGAUGACCAGCUGCAGUACAUGGGAACCUUGAAGGGGCGCCGUACUACACUGGUCGAUCCAAAAAGAAACUUUCAGUGCUUCGGCGAUUUCCACAUUGAAACGUUCAAGGGUGACAGGAAACAGUUUGAGAAUGACACCAAGAAUGUUGCAGUUCAGCGUGAUGUCAAGCAUGUUCAUUUUGCAGAUGUUCCAGCAGAUGUCAAAGUUUUCAGUAGGGAUGUCAAUGUAGAUGCCAAAGAUCAAGCAGUUCUCUCUUGCAACAGCGCAUCGUCCGAAUCCAGCAGCACCCAAGGGCCCAUCACUCCCAACAAGACCAAGCUGACGGCAGAUCAACUACUGGAACAGCAACUCCUGAAAGCCGCAAGGGAGAAGGAAAGCCGCAAGAAGAUGUCAUCCGGGCCAUCAACCGAGACGGGCAAUGCAGAGACGCACGUGCUGAACUCCUCGGAGGAGGAGGAAAGUCCCCUGGCCAUCGCGGACGGUGAAUCAGCCAUGAAUUCAGAUGUCAAGCCACGGACUCCCAAGGGCACCACAUGCAUGCCGAGAACGACCUUGGGAACUAUGUCAAGGGUGGCUUUUUUUUCAUAUGUCAUGAUUUGGUCGUGGCUGCCACAUGCAGAUGCAAGGCUGAAUGACUUGCUUGGCAAUCAGGUUCAUCUUGAAAGCCGAGGUGGCGACAAGACCGAAGAUGGCAUGUAUCGUUUUUCUUACUUUGUGAAUGGCAGCUUGAAGCAGUUGCCACGGACUGACUUUGAGGGAACGCCCAAGAUUUUGGACAGAAACCAACGGCAUUUUGUUGUUGGAGCACUACGAAAUUAUCUGGAUCACGUUGGUGAAGUUUACUCACCACCCAGGGUGACCAAAGAGGCAUGUCUUCAAGGGAAAGGCCAGAUUGCUUUGGACUUGACAACUGGCUGGGACUUCCGAAUUCCUGAGCAUCGGAAGAAAGCCCUUGCAUUGAUAGCAAAGUUACAUCCUGCGGUGCUGCUGCUCGCCCCUCCAUGCACAACAUUCUCUCCUUUGCGACGGCUCACCAACAGCAAGCGAGAUAGCCGUCAAGUGCGACAGGAAGAAGUUGAAGGUGAACAACACAUGGACUUCAGUGUGUCCCUUGCAGACUUGCAGAUGGGGGAGCGCAGGGGUUUCAUUUUGGAGCAGCCUGCACCUGCGACAUCAUGGCAGAGACCCAGAGUGCGUACACUUGUUGAAAAUCCUGAGGUCCACUUGGUGCGAGCUGGCAUGUGCCAGUUUGGACUUCAUCAAGGCGAACCUGUUCAGAAGCCAACCAUCCUUGCCACCUACAUUGAUGAGAUUGCUGCCCAUGCUCACAACGCAGGUGUGAGCGGCAUCAAAGAAGCUUUGGGAAUAAAGGCAUACCUACAACAUCCCAAUCAUCUUCAACAAGCAUUCGCCUUUGGCAAGAACCUGGGGUCGCAAGCUCAUGUCUUUGCUCAGGGUUGCUUGGAAUUGGAUGCCGAUGUCAAUGCGGCCUAUGGACUUCACCUUGACCUUGGACUUUGCGGUCAAGAGGGCCCAGCAUCCGCACCAGCCGUUGGACUUUCGCAGCACGAUGGAAUUCGAAAUGCUGCACGGCUGGAAUCCAUUGAGCCAGGUACAUCUUCCCAACCUGGAACUUCGUCAAAGGCGGUUAUGCCUCUCAUGGAUGUUGAAGCCCCAGAAGAAGGCGAGGAGGUUGAAGAUAUGGUUGCUGAAGCAAGACGGCAGAUGAGACAUGUUGCCGACUUGAGGGUUUUCAAAGAAGCGAUGAUGGAGAAUUUUCGCUCGCUCCAAAUCUUCGCCGAGAAGUCCACCGAGUUCAUAGAAACCUUGGACAUCCUGGCAAUGAAGUCUUUGUGCGAGCGUUGCAAAAUGCUGGUGUUCGAGAUCACAUCAUUGAAUGGACCAAAAAAGCAUUUCAGAUGCCCCACAUGCGAUGCUAGACCAAGGCCAAAACCUUCAAGACCUGGUCACUUGUUGCGUGCGCUUGAGUUCAACACGGUGGUUGGCAUCGAUUUGUGCUUCCUGGAUUUCAAGGGUCAUCAGGUGAUCUUGUUGAACAUGCUCUGUUGGGGAACAAACUUCCAGCAGGCCAGCAUUUGCAAGGACAAAUCCGCAGAAGAAGUCCUUGAAGUCUUCAUGAAGGUUUGGUUGCAGCACUAUGGUCGUCCUGUUCGUCUCAUCACGGAUAGAGGUAAGGAGUUCUAUAGCGACAAGCUGCAACAGAACAUUGGCGGUUUGGGCGUUGGUUUGCACUACAUAGAUGCACAAAGCCCAUGGCAGAACACACGCACUGAGAAAGCUGGUGGAAUUCUGAAGGAGAAGAUUUUAGCAACAGCUCAAGCGACAGCAGCGUCUCUUGAGGAACUUCCUUUGGUGAUUGCAGAAACCGUUGCAUGUAGGAACAGAUACAUGGACCGAUAUAGUUUCAGUCCCAUGCAGCGUGUAUUUGGAAAGAAUCUGAGACUUCCUGCAAGCCUGAUGUCCUCAGAUGCGCUGAAUCAAGAGUUGGUGGAUGCUGCAGCUCCUGACCCAAUCCACAGAGCUUGGCAGAUCCGUGAAGUUGCUUCGCAGGAAUGGCUUCGCCGUCAAGACCAAGGAGCAGUUCGACGAAGCAUCAGAGCUCAAUCUCGAACGACGGAUCAGGUGAACAUUCCCAUUGGCUCUUGGGUCUAUGUCUUUAGAGAUUCACCCUCUUACAAAGGUUGGGUUGGUCCUGGUGUGACGAUUGCGGAAGAUCCUUCUGGAAAAUCAACAAGGAUCUCCAUGCGUGGUCGCUUGUGGAAAGCUUCAAGAGAACAGUUGAGACUUGCAACUGCAGAAGAAGAACUUGGAGCAGAGUUGAUAGUUGAAAUGUCAAAGGAGAUGCUGUCAAAACUUCACAAGCCUGGCCACGUUGUUUUCCAAGACGUAUCUGCAGGUGGUCCAACGGGUGAGUACUUUGAUGAAGUCAUGCGCACCCUGAACAUCCGUGAAGACCGACCAUCAGAUGAAACUAUGAGUUCAAGUAGAAGCAGCACCACUGAGCAAACUUCUACAAACCCAUCGUCGACAGCAGAGUCUGGCGAAACUGAAGAAGGCUCGAAUUCAGCUAUUGCGCCUGGUUCUGAGCAAGCCAGUCGCCGUGCUAGCGCAGUAUCAGAAGCAGCUGAUGGCGCUGCCCCAAUGCAGGUGAUUCCAGAAGAAGCGCCAAUGGAUGAGACCUCAGAUGGAACCACACCUGCGAAUGCAGAAUCAAUGCCUUCAAGAUCUUUUGGCCCCUCGCUCACUGAAAGAAUGCGGCGAGGCCCAUACACGCCACCACAGAUCUUGAGAUCUGAUGAUGUUCUGCUGGACCAGCCAGAAACUCCUACAAUGACCAGAACUUCAGUGACCGAGCCCGCUCCACUUUUUGGCAAUUGCUCGGUGACUUCGCCAAAUCCAAGAACACCAUAUCCCUUUCAUGCGGGCACUCGAUCCUUGCCGAGACCUCCAGGCCAUUCAUUUUUCCUGGAAGUCAUUGACUUUGACAAUGACUCUGCAGAAGUUGCAGGACAAGCUUCAAUGGCAUUUGUUGGUGCUACAUGGAGGUUUGAUCGAGAAGUGCGGCGAACAACGCUACAGCCGUACACAGAUGAUGGUGUUUCAUUUGCGAAGUGGAAAUUUUCAAAGUUGUCUGAAGCUGAGAAGGUUCAGUUCAGAGCCUCACGCAAGAAGGAGCUGGACAGCUUGGUUGCCACAGGUGCGGUUGAGAUUUUGUCCGUAGAGGACAGCCUGAAGUUUGCCAACGAGACUCCAGAACAGAUCAUCGACUCCAAGUACGUUGAUCGCUACAAGCGGAUCGCAGUUCCAAGCAGAAGGCAUCUGCAAGCCACUGAACUUGAAGCUGAUGCCACAAACCCCAAAUCCAGACUUUGUGCAGUUGGAUGGCAAGAUCCCCAGAUACUUGAAGUGGAAAGGUCAUCGCCGACACCGCUUUCCACAUCACUAUAUCCUUGUCUACAACUAGCUGCAAGCAGACGCUGGAAGACAAGGGUCAAAGAUGUGAAGACUGCAUUCUUGCAGUCGCUGCCGACAACGAGGACAAGACCUCUUGCCUGCAGACUUCCAAGGGACGAAGCUCCAGAAGGCUUGGAUGAACGUCAGUUGCUGCUUUUGAAAACUGAAAUAUAUGGACUGGUUUCCGGGCCAAGCUGGUGGAGACGGACAUUGCUGAAAGUGGCGACAGAGCAGUUGGGCUAUGUGGUAAACUGCUACGACCGUUGCGUGCCGACGCUGCCGUCCAAAGACCCUCAACCGGGCGCUCCAUCAGAAGGUUUCAUCGUCAUCGAAGUGGACGACAUGGCAGAAGCUGGUGGCGCAGAACACGUCAAAUGCAUGCAGAAGUUGGAAGCUAUGUUGAAGUAUGGGAAAAUUGAAGACCUCCAAUCGAAGGAGGGAACCAACUAUGCUGGACGAUUUCUGCGACAGCUGCCAGAUUUCUCAUUCGAAAGCAACAUGGAUGAGUUCAUCUACACCAGGCUGGAACCCAUAGUGCCUCAACGAAAAGUACUGAAAAAGAACGCUGCCGAUGUCAAACUGUCAGAAGGUGAGAAAACGCAACUCCGAGGUCUGAUUGCUUCACUGAAUUGGGUGUCGAGAGAAGGACGACCCGAUGCUUCAUCCGCUGCUUCGAUCUUGGCUUCAGCAUUUCCGAGUCCAACCAUGGAGCACAUCUUUGCGGCGAAUGACGCAGUGAAACAUUUGAAGACUUUUCCGGUAGUUCUCAGAAUUCAUGCUAUCCCUGAGAAAGAUUUGCGUUUGAUUCUGAUAGGAGACUCUGCAUUUGAUACCAGCGGCAAAGAAAAAUCACAACAUGGUUGGUUGUUAGGGUUCACUUCCCCUGCUUUGAAUCGUGGUGAAAGUGCUCCGGUAUCAUUGAUGCAGUGGCGAUCAAAGCGUUUGAGACGCAAAGCAGCAUCCCCAUUGCUUUGCGAGGCGAUGUCAAUGUCAGCUGCAACAGGUCCAAUGGAGCGUUUGGAUGCAUUUUUCCGAAGCAUCGCGAUGUCUCACUUUAGCCCACGUCGAAAACAGCUGACAGAAGAUCAGUACUUAGAAGCAUCAGGGAAGGCAACUGUCAUCGCACCCGACUCAAAGAAUUUUGUGGAUCCCCAUAGCAUUUGUGUGAUGGAUGCCAAAAGCUUGUAUGAUUCUUUGAAUUCAGAACAGAGUCAGGGUGACGAUGAUAGAAGUGCACUGGAAGCAGCGAUCACUCGCGAAAGCCUUUAG
Messenger RNA from Cladocopium goreaui, 6975 nucleotides. Lineage: Eukaryota; Dinophyceae; Suessiales; Symbiodiniaceae. The record is from the annotation of a GenBank genome assembly.